AUGGCGGACGACAUGGACGGCGACUACGGCGGCAACACGCCGAUCCUGUAUCACCUGUCGUUCUUCCACGACCUGCUCAACUACUGCACCGCUGUGCUGUGGCUGUUUGCGUACGUGGCUCUGAUGAUGAAGGUGCAUCGCGAGCGAAACGCGUAUGGUCUCUCCUUCCAGUCGCUGUUUGCCUUGGUGUGGGUCGAGGUCAGCAACGUGCUUCUAAUCAUCUCCCUGCUGCUGUAUCACGACAAGGCCGUGCACAUGGAGUUCUUUGUCGUGGACUGCUCUUCUGCGCUCGUGUCGCUCGGCGUUUUCCUCUAUAUCAACCGGUACUUCAGCUCGACGUACGAGAGUCAGCGCGACAACUUUGGCAAGCGCUUCUGCCGCGGCCUAUGCGGCGACCGCUACGGCUGGGCCUUCCUCUACCUCGUCGCCUUCGCGCUCUCCUGUCCGAUGUUCCUGCUCCGCCGAUCCAAGUACGCGACGCCUCUCACCACCCUCGCGAGUCGAGGCAGCUUCCGCGCGCUUCUCGCCACGCUGCUGUCCUUCUGGGAAUGCUACAACGACAGCGUCCUCGCCCUCGCGCUCGUCCCCCAGCUCUUCAUGUUCUACAAUAAACGCCCGCGAAAAGUCACCAACCUCCUCGGAACCUUCGUCGCACUCCUCUUCUUCGCACGCGUCUUCGCCUUCCUAUACUGGAUCACUUUCCUCUGGUUUCAUCCUGUGCUGCCUUCGGGUCGCGGCGUUCAUCUCGUGACUGAGGCGCUGAACAUCCUGAUUCUCCUGGACUUCCUCUAUCACUACAUUCGCGCGAAACUCGCGGGAGAGCGAGACAUCUCGCUGCCGAUCUAA
This is a messenger RNA of Besnoitia besnoiti, 846 nucleotides long. RefSeq lists its product as uncharacterized. Lineage: Eukaryota; Apicomplexa; Conoidasida; Eucoccidiorida; Sarcocystidae. Gene Ontology annotation, molecular function: ER lumen protein retrieval receptor activity. Bases 1 to 846 code for a protein of 281 amino acids. Gene Ontology annotation, biological process: protein retention in ER lumen. The transcript has 2 exons. Gene Ontology annotation, cellular component: membrane. The record is from RefSeq and is a predicted model, not a curated record.